Molecule: messenger RNA, 2245 nt
Organism: Scatophagus argus
Lineage: Eukaryota; Metazoa; Chordata; Actinopteri; Scatophagidae
Product: tumor necrosis factor-like
Exons: 4
Coding region: 1172-1894 (240 amino acids)
Biological process (GO): immune response
Cellular component (GO): membrane
Molecular function (GO): tumor necrosis factor receptor binding
Source: RefSeq, a predicted model, not a curated record
UAAUUACUGCCACGCCAUUUUAGGAAAGAUUAGAUCUAACAAAUAAAAUUACAGAGAAGGGAGGGAAUAACCAAAUAAAAUCUGAUUAUUGUUCCAGAAACGCUUUCUGUCGCUGAGCUUCUUCUUGUUAAAGUUUAUUUUCAGGUGUCGGUAGGCGUCACGGUCCAACAGCUUGUGAACCUUGAACUCGGACAUGUUGGACUGAGUUUCUGUUUCCUUCAGAGAGCAACCAGCCAACAUUCACGCCCAGCACACGACGGCUCGUUUGUGUCUCCAACACAUCACGCCAUAAGGAAACUCAGCUCAGGCCUCCUGCUUACACCAACAGAUAAUUUCGUUUUGGAAUUUGAAAAAUGAAUGUCAGCUUCUUCAGAAAACCCACUGCGUGCGUGAUGUGAGAUCACAGUAAACUGCUCACUUUUCCGACUCGCCUCUGAUUGUACCAGCAGAUAUCAGAACAGAACGUCUGACUUCCUGUCUGCUGCAGCUUCACAAAGCCACCUUCAUUUGGUGUUCGAGGUCUCAAGCUGCCAGCGUCCAUCCUGAAAAGUAAAAUGAAUUCAGAAGACCUCACACAAAUCAACUUUAACCCAAAAAUUAAAGAAGGUGUGGACUGGAAAAUGUGGUUAACAUCUACAGAGACGUAAAGGAAGUGGAAAGUCAGACUGUACAUGUGGUUUUGCCGUUUGCUGAUUUUUCAGAUACGUUUCGACAUUCGUUCAGUGUGUACAGAUGAGUGCAGAUUGAUAAGCCUCCAAAGCUUCUCAGUUAUUCUGUAACUUCAGCAGGCUUCAUAUGAGCAGCAGCUGCUUUAUGUUUGGCGUCUCGGACCUCAGAGGGUUUUCAGCGGGCUGCGACCUCGUGGGUCAAAGUCCAGCACCGCGGGAGCAAAUGUUUUCUCCGUCACUCGUGUAGUCCAGACAUGAAUCAGCCAGCGUUCGUUUGAGGUGCGUGUGAUGAAGACAACAGUGAGCACAGCCGUCACAUUACAGCCAGUGCACCACAUUACGUAGUUCCCAUGUGAAGAGUCACAGAGGAAACACUUUGCUCUGACGCUGCACCUGCGGAGCCUCCACCCUCCGGCCCAUUCAAACACAAGAGCAACACGACGGGAGGAGCCUCCCACAGAGCUCUGAAGGCGAGUGCAGUGAACAUCUGAGCUGUGUGCACUAUGGCGGAGUACAUGUUGGCACCAGGGGACGGGGAGACGGACCGCAAGGGGAGGGUGGAGGUUCUGAGGGAAAGGAAGUCCUCUACAGGGUGGGUGUGCAGGGUGUCCGGGGCCCUUCUCUGUGUGGCCCUCUGUGUCGGAGCCAUUCGCCUCUUUGCUUGGUACUGGAGUGGAAGGCCAGAAGUGACGACACAAGCAGAGCACCACAAUCAAACGGAAACCGAAGCUGCUGAGAACAUCACCGAUUAUUCACCUCCUUUACAGCAUCACGAGUCCAACUCCAGGCUGAGCUUCAGCAGCAGAGACAAAGCAGCCAUCCACUUAGUUCCAAUCACAUCCCAACUGGAUGAGAAGCUGGAGUGGACAGCUGAUCUUUCCCAGGCGUUUUCUCAGGGUGGUUUAAUCCUGGAAAACAACACCAUCGUGAUCCUUCAAACGGGCGCCUACUUCGUGUACAGCCAGGCGGCGUUCACGCCCUCCUGCAGCUCAGGGCCCUCACGUCUCAGCUACAGAAUCCUGUGCUUGUCCUUAAGUUAUUCUAGAGUGAUCGUGCUGAUGGACACAGUGAAGUCGGUGUGCACUGCUGAGGACGGAUUGGACUCCUCUUACCUGGGUGCAGUGUUCCACCUGCAGAAGGGGGACAGACUCUUCGUGGAAACCAACUACUUUAUGUGGCUUGUGACACACUCGACCAAGACGUUUUUUGGUGCAUUUAAAGUUUAAGAUGACUCAUUGAUGCUAACACAGUCACUUCUGCUCUGCUUUCUUUUCUGUUUAGAAACAUUAAGUGUGUUUUGUUUUGUUUUAUCAGAGUUAAAACUUGUAGCCAAAGCUGCUGUGCUGAUUUUUAAAAAGCCUAUAAAUGAAGGCCACAGCACGCAGUCAGUGUUCAUGAAAUCCACAAAGUUCAUUUCCUGCCUUUGUAAAAUAUUUUUCAAAAUAUUUUAUUUUUUGCAUGGAUUUUCUAACAGGAAUGUAAGUGUAAAGGUUAAUGGAUCUUAUAUUUACACAGAACUUGACAAAUGAAAUGUAAAAUGAAUAAUGAAUAACCAAUAAUAAAAUGUUUUCAGAUCA